Molecule: messenger RNA, 1141 nt
Organism: Cottoperca gobio
Lineage: Eukaryota; Metazoa; Chordata; Actinopteri; Perciformes; Bovichtidae
Product: cytosolic carboxypeptidase-like protein 5
Exons: 4
Coding region: 203-574 (123 amino acids)
Source: RefSeq, a predicted model, not a curated record
CGACAACGACAUUUCCAGGCAGCGAUCAUUUCUACAAAGAAACCUGAACGCAGCAUCCAGAGCUAUGAUUGAGGGUUGAGGAGGACGAUGAAAACAAAAAUGGACAUCGAACGAAAAUAGCCCAGCUGUCUAUGCCAGACCUCUGACUGGCACUUCUUGAAGAACCUGAGGGUAGAAAAGUGAGAGGCCAGAGUCCUGAACCAUGGAGGCUCGCUUUGGUAAUAUUGUGUUCAGCUCCAAGUUUGACUCAGGGAACCUGGGACGUGUGGAGAAGGUGGAGAAGAGCAGCUCCAGCCCUCCUACCGAUAUAGCUCCCAGUGGGAGCGCCCUCUCAGUGUCAAGCCUUACUCCUGACUAUGACUUCAAUGUGUGGACACAGCCAGACUGCGGUGGCACAGAACAUGAGAAUGGAAACAGAUCAUGGUUUUACUUCAGUGUUCAGGGUGCCGCACCCGGGAAGAUAUUGAAGAUCAAUGUGAUGAACAUGAACAACCAGAGGAAGCUCUCGUGCGCACUUUACCCGGCAAGAACCGUUGGGAAAGGAUCCGGGACAGACCCACAUGUGAGAUUGUAGAUAACCAGUUCAUCCUCUCCUUCACUCAUCGGCUGUUGGAGGCACGCGGCACGACCACCUACUUCUCCUUCUGCUUCCCGUUCUCUUACAGUGAGUGCCAGGAGAUGCUGCAGCAGUUUGACAAGAGCUACCCCAAUGCUGCUCAACUCAGUCCAAGCAGGUAAAACACAACACUACACUGUCUACAUAACAGACUCCUUCAAUUUGGAUUCAAAAGUUCAGCGGUGGAAGACGACUUGUUCAGACUUCUAGAGGCUACAUUAUGUUAGUGAUCAUUUGUCAGAUUGUAUAUUAAAUUAUCUUGAGGAUGUAUUGCUACAUGCAAUAAUCUCUUCUUUCAUCCUACCACUGUUCUUUCACAGCGAUACUUUCCCCUGUCUGAAAUCUGUGUUAUGCACAUUCUUACACAGAACGGUUGAUUUCCAAGCCCUACUACAGUAGAGAAAUGUAUGGCAGGGCUUCUGCUGUCCUACCACCCAACAUACAUUUGAACAAUGUUAAGAGCCAGUUUUCUUUUUCAAAAGUAAUAGUAACCUGUACCUCAGGGUCUUUUUUGAGAGAUUGGCC